Molecule: messenger RNA, 1147 nt
Organism: Durio zibethinus
Lineage: Eukaryota; Viridiplantae; Streptophyta; Magnoliopsida; Malvales; Malvaceae
Product: glucuronoxylan 4-O-methyltransferase 1-like
Biological process (GO): xylan biosynthetic process
Source: RefSeq, a predicted model, not a curated record
CAAACAAUUCAGAGAAACAUGAGGCCAAAAACCAGUCAAGCUUUGAAUCUUAAGGUCCUCCUGCUAGGAGUUUUCCUUGCUUUUGUCCUUCUCUUUGUGUUGAGAUCAAGUUUAUCAUCUUCCCUUGAAAAUACAGCAUCUCCCAUCUUACAGAGCUUUUCACCAGCUAAAGCCUCUAAUGCCAUUAAAGAAAGCAAAACAGCAAACUGCUCGUCAACUUGCAACAAGAUACCCCGUUCUCUUGCCCAAGCUCUCAUUCACUACUCAACCUCAACUAUCACCCCACAGCAAACACUAAAAGAAAUCUCCGUCACAGCCAAAAUUCUAGAGAAAAAGUCACCAUGCAACCUCCUAGUAUUUGGCCUAGGCCAUGACAGCCUUAUGUGGAGCUCACUCAACUAUGGUGGACGAACAGUUUUCCUUGAGGAAGAUGAAGCUUGGAUAGAGCAAAUCCGACGCCGGUUUCCCAUAUUAGAAUCCUACCAUGUCACGUAUGAUAGCAAGGUGAAUCAAGCGGAGAAUCUCAUGGACGUAGGCAGGGGACCUGAAUGCACAGCCAUUGGUGACCCUAAAUACUCAAUGUGCCAACUUGCAUUGAAAGGUUUGCCAAGUGAAGUUUAUGAGAUGAAAUGGGACUUGAUUAUGGUAGAUGCACCGACCGGGUACUAUGAGGAGGCUCCGGGGAGAAUGACUGCUAUAUACACUGCUGGUAUGAUGGCAAGAAAUAGAGAGGGAGGAGAGACUGAUGUGUUUGUGCAUGAUGUGAACAGGGUGGUUGAAGAUAAAUUCUCCAUGGCAUUUUUAUGUCAAGGGUACAUGAAAAAACAAGAGGGAAGACUUAGACAUUUCAGAAUCCCUAGCCACAAGGAUAGCUUGGAAAGGCCCUUUUGCCCAGAGUGAUGAUUUUUACAAUUUUGUUGGCUUUUCCCUUCAUCAAUUCUUUAUUGUUGAUGUACUGUUUUAUGGGGAAUUGUCCUUUAUAGGAAAGAUAGAUACGGUUGAGUUGUUAGCAGCAACCAAAUUUCAUAGCAAUCUUUGCUUUGCAAAUUGUUAUGCAUGCUGCAGAAACCUCUCACAUUUCUUUGAUCCGAUAUAUAUAGAACUACAGAAAGUAUAAUAAAGACAAUCAAAGGAUGAGUUUAUAUAU